AUGGACGAAAGAGACUACGCUCUGCUGAAACGGGCGGCGGACCCGCGGUGGACGAACGCCAGCAGACGGGCCGCGCAAAAGGCGUUGGCCGAUGCCGGCGCGCUCGCGACCGCCGUCAAGGCGGACGGGCGGCGUCUGGCCGACCGGGCGGACGCCGGCCGGCUGACCGAGUUGAAGUCGUCCGUGGAGGUGCUCGGGAAAAGCGCGCGCCGCGCGGUCGCCCGCCAGAACAUGGACCGCAUACUGGUCGAUGUGCCCAAGGACGGACAGCGGGCGCUGUACGACCGGAUGGAGUCGGCCGCGGCCGUAGAACGGUCGCUGGCCGAAAAGCUGUCGCACGCCCGGCAGCGGCUGGACACCCAGCGGAUCCGGGUGGCCGAAAAGACGGCCCGCAUGGCCCGGCUGCGGGCCGCGGCGGCCCGGGCCCGUAGCCCGGUGCCGCCCGCGCCCCGGGAGCCGCCGGCCGGCCCGGUACCGCCGGCCACGAUGGACAAGACGGUGGACGCGCUCCGGAUCGCCAACCGGCAGGUGACCCGGACGUGCGACCUGAUCGCCGGGAACAUGGCGAUGCGGGACAAGCUGAACGACCGGCUGACGGCCGACGUGCGUCAGCAGGCGGCCACCGUGCUCGAGCUGCUCGCGUACGGCACGUACGCGCAGCAAGAGGCGGCCGCGUUUAACCGGCAAUACUGCGACGCGUUGACCCAGCACGGUCGCGAGGCCCGCAAGAACUACGCCAAACACCAGCGGCUCAGCCAAAACGUGGCCGUCGUGGAGUCCAUCAGGUCCGGUAGUUUUCUCGUAUGUUUCCCGUAUCGCGCGCAAUACGUUGUUGUCUGUCGCGGACGGCCGGCCGGACGGUCGGACGGCGAAUACGCGGGGGUCGGUGCGGGGUCGGGGGCGGGGUUUUGACGGGAAGACGCGGACUAUGCCCGCGCGCACUACAUAAACUGUUUUGGCCGGGCAGGAAAAAGAAGAUCGUCGGUCGGCUGCAGGCGGACGACGACAAGAUCGGCGACGGGUUAUUCGGGGACGACCGGCAGUUGGCCGUUCGCUCCGGGUCGCGACUGGCGUCGCAGGGCUCCGAAUGCUCCGCGGAGUUUUUCGAAACGAACCCGUGGGUGACGUUAAACGACUGGAUCGCGUCCGGCGAGAUGAACAGGCAAAUGUACCGGGACCCGAGCGAAACGACGUCCGGCACGGUGUCCGGGACGAGCGGCGAGACCGAUUCCCGCUUCGAAAACAGUUACACGUUUCCGGAGGAAAAGGUGGGUAAAGUGGUCGGCAACGCCGAAAUAACGAUUCGCGUUUGUCGCGUCGGUCGUGCGACUCCCGUACGCGGAGGCGCGCGGUAGGCGUCUCGCGUGUAGGGCAAUUGCAAUUGUUAGUCGCGUCCGUCAGCGUAAUUUAUUUGCGUAAAUGAAAUUACAAAAACGACGCGUCCCAAUCGCGGACCGUAAAACGCGCGCGUCGCUGUCUACACCCGGGUCGCGUUCAUCAGAUCCGAGUACGCUUUAGAAACGACCGAACGGGCCGGCGUCGACGCGGCGUCGGCGGCGGCGUGCCCGGCGUACCCUCCGUCGUCCCGCGACCGACUGAAUCUCCUCUGCGGUUGUGCCGGUCGUCUUAUCCCCGUGAUUGUCGCGUUGAAUUCAAUUAAUACCGCGCGUAACCGAUUUCCGCUCGGAGUUUGUCCGCGACGGUUUAUCGUCUCGUACGAGUGUUUCAACCGAUAACGAAAAUCUUAUCGCGCGUGCAACGUUGUUAUUGUCGUCCUAUUCGAUUCGAUAGCGCCGCGGUGACCCAAACGGUACGCGGUUUUUCACGGGAAAUUUCCAAUUAUUAAAAAAAAAAAAAAAAAAAAAACAAUAAUUUUAUACGCGGGAACCGAUUCGCUUUUUAAUAAUAUAGAACGUUGCCCCCCCUCCCCGCCCUCCCGAACGUAGCGUUGCGCUCACUAUAUUAAAAAAAAAAAAAAAGAAAAAAAAGAAACGGCGUGUAAUGUAAUGUUUCAUUAGUAAAAGUUAUCGGCAUUUUUGUUUUGUUUUUUUAUUUAUUUUUUUUUUUUCCAUAUUUUUCAUCCUUCCGAUUAAACAAAUAAAAUGAAUAAAUUAUGUAAAUUCCAAAAAGUAAUUACCGCUACACUUGUCGACUGCUGCUGCGAAAAAUACUCUUCAAAUAUUAUUAUUAAGUUCAUUAGACCGGAACGGAUGGCGAUAAUUAGCGCGAAAAAUCAAAUAAAAUUAUACGGUUUUACGGUGACGCGCGUUUCGUCGGAAACGAAUUAAUCAAGUCGACGUUUAAAACGCGCGCGCGGCGGGGCCGGGGAACGAUCUCCGCUCUUCCCCUCCCACCCCCCACCCCCACNCACCCCCACCCCCGCACCGCGCCGCUCCCCGCCGCAAACCCAUUCUGAUCGGCCCGAGAACGGAAACGGCUGCGCGAGUAGCGUUUGUUUAACAAUUCAAUCUCACAAAUGCGCGCGGCGUGCGAUGGCCGAGUUGCAAAGGAAUCGACGACCCACUGCGAUGGUGUCUUACACCGAACGAAAAUGAUUGGCAUUUUUUUUUUUUUUUUUCGAAAUCCGGGUCGGGUAAACGGGUUGAUCACUGUGCGAUUCGUUCGCGAUUAGUGUUUUACCGCGACGCUUCUUCGCAGUUGACGGUUCAGGUCGGGCGCACGCGCAAGCGCGUCGGUCGUGUCGGGAUGACCGUGCGACAAUGCGCUGCGGUUAAAACGAUAAGGGGAUUGUAGCCGUAGCGGCGCCGACGUCGUGAUAUCCGUUUCACGCCGCGUCCGAACCGCGAAACCGAAGUCGGUGUCCCGAACAAGUGAAUAAUUGAAAAACCGAUUUUCUCCGUGAAAAUAUCGCAAGUCCGAGCGUGAAAACGUUUGUCGGGGCGAUUGCGAUUUUAAAUCGCCAAAGGGCGCGUCGUCAACACUUAUUCCACGCGUGAACAAAACGCCGUCCAAUAAAUUCAUUCGGCGAGACUGUAGGGGUGCGCGAAGCCAAACUACACACCUUUCACGCAAAAAUUCUGUAUUGAAAUUCGUUCAAAAUUGUAUUACUUUGAAAAAAAAAAAAAAACACUUCCGAGCCGAAAAAAAUGUUCGAAUGUACCGGGAAAGACAUAAAAAUAUAUGACACAAUACAACGCAAUAGACUUAAGUUUCCACAAAAAGGUGGAAACGAAGAACGUCACGUCGCAGGUCGCGUUUCGGCGCAGAAAAGUCACGUGGCGAUAAUGUAUACAGGGGGUGUCACUCUGGUACUUUGGGAGGGAGCUAUUGGAAACAUUGAAAUAUGAUCGAAUUCGUUGGUUUUGUCGAUAAUAUUUUUAUUUUUUUUCAAAUAGCAAAGGCACAUUACGUAUAUUUUUAAAACUUGAGUAUAGUUACAGGUUUUCGACUACAUGUCAAUGUGUUAUAUUCUAUGUUGUUUUUUUUUUUUUUUUUAAUUAUUUGAUGUGCAACGCGAAACGUGUAAAAACAAAUAAAUGUAAAGAGAACAGUGGCGCCGAAACAAAAUAAAAACUUAACUUUUAAUUUUUUCAAAAAUCUUCACUGUCCGCAGACAAACUGGUUAUUGUCGGGCGACGAGGACGUCCGUCGCACCAGGGCGAUGGAAGCUGCGGACUACGUGUGCAAAGAGUUGGGAUUCUCCAAUAUCGAGGAAGUGCUCGAGUAUUUCUCGACGGUCAAGAACAUGGAGUUGCGGCUGAAAAAAAUGAUAAGCGUCCGGAAACAUUUGUUCGAGAUCGUCCGGACCGGGGUGGAUAAUGCCAGCCAGUUGGAAACGGACGCCAUCAACUAUCUGCCCCGUACGAUUAUGAAGUUGGAUAAGGACAUUGAGCGGAUUCGGCGUGACGGUCUAGAGGUUCAGGCCAAGAAGCAAAACCAGAUGAACGACCGGAUAUUCGAGUACAUGAAGCUGUUCAACGAGCUCUGGUUCCAUCUGGAUAACAUGGUGGUAAAACUGGAACGGUGUCAGGUGAGACUCCGCCGUAAGAGAUACUGUCCAAACCCAAAAAGUCCAAUACACGUUAAGGUCCAAUAUAGUACUAUAAUAAUAUCGAAUACGCAACAAGUUCCAACGAUUGAACUCGAUUGUGUUGUUUUUUUUUUUAUUAUUCAUUUAGUCCACGGGACCGGAGUUGUUCUACUCUCAUACCUCAGUCACUUUAUUGUUAUAUCUCUGUUGGUCCGAACGGUACGACCGCGUUUCCUCACGGAAAGCUGUGGUCUAUACGGGGGCGGUCGAACGGCGGGGUGGGAGUUAAGGUGAUAUUACCUCCCCCGUUACCUCUAAUAUUUCUUAAAUAUUUAUAAUGAUUAUAUGCCGUGUGAAUAAUGAUAAUAGUUAUUAAAAAUUAUUCUUUUCCCCCUACCCCGUAAUAAAACCAUUCGACCGCCACGUCUAGUCAGACCGUCCAGAUAUGCAUACGUUUGUGUGUUGAUAACGGACGCUCCGGGUUUUCUCAUUGGUAAAUUGCAAGGCUAAAAAUGUUUUCUCGUUACAUUUUUUCCUCUCUUCGCAAAAAUGCUCGAUUGACGCAUUCUACACUGUCGACUAAAGACGGUUACGAAGGACCCCACUAAACGUUUUCCGUUGCCUAACACCUCUGCUAUGUACGUUUUGUGUUUCGAACAGAAAUAUCGCGUUGCAAUAUUAUCAAGACCGCCCGAGGAGGUUUUAUCUUAAUUUUUACUGCAUUAUAAACUUAGAACACCCGUACUACGUUUAAAAUUUAACUUUUUAAGAACGUCUCGUCGCAAUGUUAUCAACGUCAAUACGAGCGGUAGUAAUACUAUCACAGCGAUGCCGUGCGUAACUGUUGUAUGGAUGUUGAAAAAUGAUGUCUAAUGGACGUUGGGUGAAAGACAUUAUACCGGCAGGAAUACAGUCACGAACACAAAUUUGUGACGUUGCGUGUUUCGAAAUAACGUCGGAGCAAUAUCUCCGAGACAAAUAAUUGCACAGCGGGGGGACGUCUUUUCUAUUAUUCGUUUUUAGUAGUUUCGUAAAAUAUAUAAAUUUUACAAGGUAAUAGUAUUGGCCUAUUGCAGUUUGUCAGACCUUUCUUCAAUAAAACAGUCCGCGCGAUGCGUACUGAUUUCACGUAUUAUAUUUUCGUUGUUACGCCGAACCCGUAAACCUGUUUAUUCAAAAGCCCCCUUCUGCGUUCGUUCCUAAAUCCAAUAAUAACCUAAUGUUUUUUUUUUUUUUUUUAAGCGGAGUACGGCGGGAGCGAGCGAUAGCGCCCGCGAAUAUAUGUGUUCUGUGCAUAAUCAAUUUCGCUGAGGCGAAUAGUUCCUUCCCCCUUCCACAAAAACCCGCGAUGAUUAGCCCUUCUCUUUCUCUUUCGGGGGGGGGGGGGGGGGGGAAACAGUAGGCUUUCGAUAUACAAACCGUAUUUUUUUUUACGAAUUUUAUUCGACCCGCGCGAUUUUUUCGUCGUCGUCGUCAAUUAUCUCACAAGUCUCGGGUUACAGUCAUUAUAUUCGCCCUUUAAAAAAAAAAUAAAAAUCAACACGUGCUGCGACGCCGGGAUAUAAUAUAACGACUCUGUAACUGUGUAACGAGCUUUCUCGGCGAACGCCCGUACGGUAUAAUAAAACCACGAUUAUUUAUCCCUUCCGUCCGGUGUGUACACGCGCAUACGUACAUAAAUUUAUACAUAAUAUUCGCUCGCGUGUGUAGACGCAACACCGCAAUUUAAAUGGCCGGGGGAACGGAAAACGCGCUAAGGGCGAGUGUGAUAAAGAACGACGCGGGUUUUUUUUCCCUCCCGGAGUCGCAGUUAUUGUCGUAGUUUUUUUUAUUUUUGUGUAAAACGCGCGCGGUCCAGGCGGAUAUUAUCGCCCCGUAGCAUUUUCGCGCGACGGCCUCCGUUCGCUAAUAUUUCAGCCGUGCCCAGAUCUGAGCCAGGGCACGGUGUUGGCGUCCGGCACCCGUACCCGGCCGAAGAACGGCUACGGCCGGAACGGGUACGAAACGCGCGUUCCUUCCGCGUGCGCAGCUUUCGCGUUCUAUAAAAUCGACCGCCGCGCGCACGGCCGCGUUCGUCGAGCCUUAAACGUCCGAACGCCGGCCGCUCGUCGAUAAACCGCCGGCGUCGCGGUUUCGUCCGUUCUCUUUCGAACGGCCCCGUCGACGCUCCCGCCGUUCUGUUCUUUCCGACACCCGGUUCCGCGUCCCGUCUUAUCAUGCCGGGGACCGCGCGCCUCCUGUUUACGUGCCGUCGCGUUCCCCUCGCCGCGGUCGCGAUUACUCAUUUCGUCGUAUCAUCCGCUUGUUCGACAACGCGCCGUGACUUUAGCGGCUCGCGUUCUCGGACUAUUGUAUUCCCGCCGAGUACUUUGUACGCAUUCAGUGUUAUCAGACGCGUCUUCGGUUCUUUGUCAACUGCCAUCACGACAUCGGGCGUGAGUUAAUUAAAACGAAUAAUUCGACCGUGCCCGCGAACGACGGCGGCGUGUUUGCGAUUUCGAUUUCUCGUAAAAUAUCAAAGAAGUACCGUUGAAACGGUAAUGUUACUUUUGACUCCGGGAAAAGAAACGUACCGCGCACGAUAUUGUUGCCGUUUUUUUUUUUUAAAUCGAAUACGGUAUUCCAGCGACGUCGUACGCCACGCAGCCAUUACGGCCUUUCGAAACACGCGUAACCGGACUCGGCUCUGAAUCGUUUUCGAUAGCGACGGUUAAUCGCCGCGUACCGAUCGAUUCGCCUCUCCGCGACCUUCUCGCCUACAACAGUGGCGCACACACGCUGUCCGUGCGAAAUAUAUCGCCCGUUGUUUUAAAUUGUUUUUUGUUCAUUCGCCGUACUUUUAAUAUCGCCACUGACUACAACUGUAUUACGACGACCGCGUAACAGACUGCAUAACGAGCAUAACAACAGCGACCGCAAGGCGCGCGCCCAUUGUUUACGUCGCGUACCUACACGGGUGUUUUUUUUUUCGGCGGGGCCGAGGGUAGGCGUUUCGAAACUGUCGUUUAUAAUACGCGUAUCGUAAAUAAUAGUUUACGGUUAUUAUGGUAUACCGAACGCGGUAAUGACCGGAUCGACCACGCCCCCGCCCGUCGCUCCGUUCGAACGCACCGGGCACCCGGUCGCGGGACAAAUUAAUCCGCGGGCACGUGCCGUACCCGGCUACAACAGUGUCCGUACGGGCCGUCAAAGGCGGAGAUAUUGUUCCGGGGGAUAUUGCCCCGGUCGGAUCGAAUCGAAAUAAACGGCUAACGAGCUACGCGCGAAUAUAUCGUUACGGAGCGAAUCGUUUUACCGGUUCGGCACGAUUAGGGGACCCGGCGGCGGAACGGCGUCGCGGGGCGAAACGGACACGGACUUAUCGCGCCCGCGCGACCACCGGUGUAGGGCGAUUCAGUGUAAGUCGAAAAAAAUAAAAAACGAUUCUGAGUGGAGUUCAGUUGACUUCGAUGCGUUGUCGACAGUAUAUAUUGCAUUGUUUCGUAUUACGGUGAAACGAUUAAAUAGGUAUUAUAUAUUUUCUUUAACAAUAUUUGUUCGACGUACCGAUUUUCACGGUUUUCUGCGUUUCGUACGGUCUUCCGAGAUGUUUUUUUUUUCCCAGUUUUUAUCGUUCGUGAGAAAAAUCAAAAAAAAAAAAAAAAUGACCUCUCUAAAGGGCCUUCUCGUUCGGAUUUGCUUUUAGAAAAAGUACUAUCGUUGUAGCAUCGGAGCAUAAUCAUAAGCAUCUUCGCUUCACUCAGAACCUAAAACAAACGGACGUACCUCGCACGUUUGGCGGGCGGUCCACUGUAGACGAAAAUUUGUGACCUAAAUCGUAUUAGUGAGACGUCCCCUUUCCCCCCUCCCCCGGGGAGGUCAAAAGCGUAGCCAAGGAAGGAGAGAGGAAUACGGGGGGGCGGGCAAUACGAACGUUUUGAACCGUGUAAAAUACGCGUUCAAGACGAAACGCUACAUCAGAGAAACGUCGGACCGUCAACGGCCGUCGCCCGUCAAAUGUCGAGACGGCGCGCGAACGUAACCGCAUCGCGAAAUGCAAUACGAAAGUGUAAAAUCGCGAAUUUCCGGCGGAUCGCGACCGGUCCUCGCGCGUCCUCCCGGCCCACGGGCGCUUCCCCGUUCCGGCGCGCGACGUCAUUCAACGUUAUCGAAUCGGGCCGAACUCGCUUCGGGCCGCGAUAACGAUGACGGCGACGAUAACAAUAAUAACAAUACGUCGUGUGUCGUUUGGUCCUUUCGCCCCGGCGCACGCCGCGUUCGGCCCGGAGGUAAACGGAUCGUCGAUAACAGAGAUCGCGUGCGUCGCACGAUUGCGGCAGCCGGCUCCGGCCGGGCGUGCGUUACGCGCGGUGCCGCGGCGCGUAAAGCGCCGCGCGGUCGUUUUAAACGCAUAAGAUUACCCAGAGGGCCUUUCCGGGCGUACGGGCAUUCAAAAUGUUUAUCGUUCCUGCGCGGACGGGGCGACGGGAGUUAUUAUGUGCGCGGACUAUAAUAAUACGCCGUAAAACGGCCCGUUAUGAAACGAGAAAAAUCCAUAUCUACCGAAACGGCCGUAUAAUAUUGCGUGUAUAUACGCGCGCGUUUUGAGAAAAACGAAAUCGCAGUUUAAUUUAUCGCCUUUUUCGCGGCGCGCUCGUAAACUUUGGGAACGAUAAAAAACAAAACAAAACAAAAAAAAAAAAAAACGCGACGUUGCGCGCGUUACAUAAACGGUUUCUGCAAUAGCGCGCGUGUGUGUUUUAAACGACUGUAAACUUCAAAAACGAAUUAUCAUUUCUCGUCGACUAGAUAACGAAAAACGGUCUCUUGUCGUUUUUCUGCCUCGGCGAUAUGUCCGGCGGUGUGCACGUUGCGCGUAAAAAUUGAAAAUACCGAAACCGUAUGAACCGUUCGACGUUUCUCGUCAUUUCGUCUUUUCCCCGAUCAUUACGAAAACUAUUCGGAAUAUUCAAAACCCACUGUCUUCGCGACCAUCUAAAUCCAACAAUCGAUGUCUCUCGGCAUUUCUCGUUUAAAGCAAUAUUUAUGGUGGAAUGCAUAAUGUGCGAAAAAUAAAACGGUAACGCCGGUGCAAGCCAUAUCUACCGUUCUAUCCAUAAUUUUGUUUCCGGUUUGUUUUCCAACUAUUUUGAAAAUUAUGUCUCUAAUGCACCGACUAGAUAAAAAAAAAAAAAACGGUGCUGUACGUUCUAUAGAUCGAAGCGAGAUUUCUUUUUUGAGCCGUGCGAUUACGGUCAGUUUUGGCAGCAGUCAGGACGUGUUAUUUUACACAUCGUCAGCCUAAUUCCUAAUGGCUGUAACUCUAAAACGGAAACUUUUUAGAAGCAAAAAAAAAAAAAACGAGUAAAAAAGCUGUCCUAGGAUAAUGGGGACGGGUGCAGCCAGUAUUGUAGGUGAGAAGUUGGGAAAGUAAAACAUAGACGGGAAUUUAACGUAUGUAUAUAUCUGUACGCAACGAUUAACCAUUGCUAACGAAAAAACGAUUCUGAACGGAGUUCGAUUGAUAAUGUUACUUUGUCAACAACAUGCACGUCAUAUUACGGUAAAAUAAUUGCAUAUGCAGUAAACAUGAAUAAUAUUGAAAUAACAUUGAAUAAUAUUUGUUUAAUGUUGUACGUAUUUUUCCGUUUUUCUUACGUUUUUUCCCGGUUUUCCCCAAUUAUCGGAAAAUUCCUGAGGUAAUCGAAAAAUGACUUCCUUAGAGUACCUCCCCAAUCAGAUUUCCUUUUAGAAAAAAAGUUCUAUUAUCGCAUGUCGGAGCAAAUAAAUUCCUAGUGUGCUGAAAAGUUAGAAAAAAAAAAAAAAAAACGUUGUAAAACCCCAAAACAUUCCUCGCUCGGAAUCUAAAAACAUUUUAUCACGAGUCGUGGAAACAAGACGAUAUUUCCCUCUGCCAUCGAAGAACAGAUGAAGUUGGGCUAAUUUCGUCAAUUGCUUAACGGCCGAUGUACGCGGAAAACGACUGUCCGAUAUGCUCGGAAACGAUGCGCACAAUUUUUUUUUUUCCCGAUAAUGCAACGCAAUAUAAUCUCGAGAUCGCGUUUUCCGAGUUACGGCUUUCGCUCCGAAUUAGUUGGGCGGCGGUACGUCGAUUUCGGCCCGCCGUCCUCGCCGUUCCUCUCGGUCGCCGGCGAAGAAACGUCAGGUCCGGGGCGAAACGUCAUCCGAAAGGGUUUUAAUACCGUCACGGGCGAACCGACGCGAAUUUCCGUAAAGCGGUCGCUUUUAUUAUAUUAUUAUAUUGCGGUGUAAUAUAACGGCGCGGCGUUUGCGGAAAACCGCCGGAAUUGUUAUCCACACCGGGAUCGUUCCGGAGGUACGCACGGAAAUACGACCCGUAUGGUCUCAUAACGUAGUGGCGGGUAGGUGAAAAAACGUCGCGCGCGUUUAGUGCGUGCCCGGGGACGAGUACGCUAAACGGCGGGCAUAAACGGCCGUCGAAAUACACGCACAAGUGGCGACGGGCGUUUCGAAAUUCGAGACCCGCGGUUAAGGUUGAGGGGCUCGACAAGGACGCGCGUGACUCGGGCCUUUCGCGCGCCGGGUUAUAACGUAUUCGCCGCGCGCGAGGGAAAAGUUAGAGGGGAGGGGGGGAAGGGAAAGGUUUAUUUGUAUUUUUACCAAAACGAAUCGUUUUUGUCAUACUCCCGCGUUCUCUUUUCUCCGCAACACAGUUUGUGUCGUUGUCUUCUGCAAAAGCCGAACGUGCCGAUCCUCGGCGGUUUCCCAUACGGCGUCUUUUAUACCCGUACAACUUUUUAUAGUAUUACGUAGCGUAGGAGAACAGAUGGUGCGCUGUAGGCCUUCCUCCGUUUCUCUUCGCUCGUCCUUUCCACGGCGGAAAUUUGACGUUUGCGUUAUCGGGCGUCCAAACGAUUUCGUUUGUACCUUAUACUUUUUUUCUCAUUUAUUUCGGCCAGUGUCCGUUCGUUCGUAUUUCCCGCCGUAACUCUCCUCUAAAACCACUCUACUGUUUCUCUGUAACACCAUGCGCUUCACAACCACGGCUCAAGACGUUCAUCAUAAAAAUGUCAAUUUAAGAGCCUUUUCCUCGUGGUAAUUUACAGCCUUCGUUAGCGGGCGUAAUUAUAAUACGAGUAUGCAUUAAAGCAUGCUAUUACCUAGUUUUCCGAAGGCUGAUUGUUUUCUUUCUAACUUUAGGCAAAAUAGUAGAAUAUUCACAAUAAUAUCCGGAUUCCUCGUCUGAGUAAGGUAACCAAUUGGUUUUCAAUGGCCAUUCGUAUUGAAUGCGCUUACAAUUUGUCAGUAUCAACACAAACAAAUAGCUUAUUUAAAAUUCAAAUAUACGAACUGUCGACAAAAUAAAUAAUUAUUAUAGGUUUUUUUUCUUUAAAAAAAAAAAAAUUAAAAAAAACCGACAUACUUUGAACGCGUGUGGAACACUGUUGUAGGUGAAAAGUUGGAAAGGUAGAGGGGAUAUUGAAUGUAUGUCCGUACGUAAUAAUUAACUGUUGUUGACGAAAAACGAUUUUAAACGGAGUUCGGUUGAUAGUAAUGUUUUAUGGAAAAUAUACAUGUUACACUAUAGUAAAACAGUUACGUACGAAUUAAAUAUUUUCGCUAAUAUUUGUUUAAUAUUGUAUUUAUUUUCCCGUUUUUACAAUGUUUUACCCAUUUAUCGGGAAAAAAAAAAACCUGGGAAAAUCAAUAAAUGACCUUCCUAAAUUAUCACCAGCAAGAUUUCUGUUUUAAUUUUUAUACACAUUCAACGUUCAACAUUUUCGUUGAACCAAUACAUUGCAUCCAACCAAUGUAUCUUUAAAACGAUAAAGUUCGUUUACUAUGUUUGAAUCGUUAUUCUCAAAAAUGUACGCAGUUACCAGUACAAUAUGAAUAAAUAAGUUAUUCGGUGUACGUUUCAACACAUUCGUCGUGCAAUUUGUUUUCUUCGUGAAUUGAUAACUUAUUGUAUAUUUUCUUUAAUUCCCGUUUUAAUCUGCAAUAACACGGUAAAAACCUAGUAACUGUCGGUGUAUUUAUUUAGUAAUAACUUCCGAGAUUGAUUGUUGAUUGCGGUCAACACGGGUCGCGCCAACCGAUAACGAACAACGCGGUCGUGUUUCGCUACAUUAUUCCGCACGACCGCCGUGGUCGCUUGAAAAACGAAUACGUACCGCUGACUCGAGACUUGAUAAUACGCGACUAUAGACUUAAUACUUAAUAAUGCUACACGCGAUUUUAUGUCUUAUUAUCAUAAUAAUAAUAAUAAUAACGAUGAUGAUCGUUUGAUGUCGGUUGACAUUUUAUAAGUAGAAAAAAAAAAAACUUUGGGAAGUAGGAUUUGCCGUACUCGUCCACAGCCCCGCUCCGAGUUAUCACGCCCCUGAGCCAGCUGCGUUUUGAUCCGAUAUUUUCGUUACGUGCAAUGCUCGCCUUGCGCAGGUGCCGGUGGUCAGAAAAUAUCAGUUGCGCAAGAAGAAUCAGACCGAGUGCACUCGGGCCACGAUGGACGCGCAUCGGAUGCUGGAAUCAUUGCAACUGUCGAUAGGCGUCGACAGUGGCGGCGUAACGGUCGGUAAUGUCCCGUGCGCCUUGGUUUCGGAAGCGGCGGACCGCGACGACCGGAGAAACUGCCGGUCCAGCCGGAUUUCCGGGGUGGACGCUUGCCGGAAGCUGGUGGCGGUGCUGCACGCCAAAGUCAAGGCGUGCAUGGUGCACAUCGGUGGCGGCUUCGACGCGACCGACGACAAACAGCUCGCGGCCCGCGCUUACUUCGAGUACAACCAGCAGUAUCACGUUCAGAGGGCCGCUCUGGAGAAAAAACUCCGGCUGCAGCGGACCCGGCUGAAGCAGUUAUCGUCGGACGGGGACGGGGACGGGGACGGGGACGGCGAAAACGAGAUGACGAUAAAGGCCGAUAAAAGCAAGACGGCCAUCGCGACCGCCCGGGCCGCUGCGGGCCUGAAGACCCGGGAACAGGCCAAACAGGAGUCCGAAGCCAUCGUCGAGUGGUUCAUGACGCCCAAAGACUCGGACGACGCCAAGAGGACCAGGAAACCCAUAUCGUUCAGGCGGUCGCGGAUCAUCGUCUGA
Cinara cedri is the source of this 13045-nucleotide messenger RNA. Lineage: Eukaryota; Metazoa; Arthropoda; Insecta; Hemiptera; Aphididae. The record is from the annotation of a GenBank genome assembly.